AUGGUUGCUUUCACUAUUGAACAAAUCCGUGACUUGAUGGACAAGGUCGCCAAUGUGCGUAACAUGUCCGUCAUUGCUCACGUCGAUCACGGUAAAUCCACCUUGACUGAUUCCCUUGUCCAAAAGGCUGGUAUUAUUUCCGCUGGUAAGGCUGGUGAAGCCAGAUUUAUGGAUACCAGAAAGGAUGAACAAGAAAGAGGUAUUACCAUUAAAUCCACUGCUAUCUCAUUGUACGCUUCAAUGUCUGACGAAGAUGUCAAGGACAUCAAGCAAAAGACCGACGGUAACUCAUUCUUGAUUAACUUGAUUGAUUCACCAGGUCACGUUGAUUUCUCAUCAGAAGUCACUGCUGCUUUGAGAGUCACUGAUGGUGCUUUGGUUGUCGUUGACACUGUUGAAGGUGUCUGUGUCCAAACCGAAACUGUGUUGAGACAAGCUUUGGGUGAAAGAAUUAAGCCAGUUGUCAUCAUUAACAAGGUUGACAGAGCUUUGUUGGAAUUGCAAGUCACCAAGGAAGAUUUGUACCAAUCUUUCUCCAGAACUGUUGAGUCCGUCAACGUCAUCAUCUCUACUUAUGUUGACCCAGUCUUGGGUGACUGUCAAGUCUUCCCAGACAGAGGUACCGUUGCUUUUGGUUCCGGUUUGCACGGUUGGGCCUUCACUGUCAGACAAUUUGCCACCAAGUACUCCAAGAAGUUUGGUGUUGACAGAUCAAAGAUGAUGGAGAGAUUGUGGGGUGACUCUUACUUCAACCCAAAGACCAAGAAAUGGACCAACAAGGACAAGGAUGCUGAUGGAAAGCCAUUGGAGAGAGCUUUCAACAUGUUCGUCUUGGACCCAAUCUUUAGAUUAUUCGCUGCCAUCAUGAACUUCAAGAAGGAUGAAAUCCCAACUUUGUUGGAGAAAUUGGAAAUCUCCUUGAAGGCUGAUGAAAAAGAAUUGGAAGGUAAGGCUUUGUUGAAGGUUGUUAUGAGAAAAUUCUUGCCAGCUGCUGAUGCUUUGUUGGAAAUGAUUGUCUUGCACUUGCCAUCCCCAGUCACUGCUCAAAAAUACAGAGCUGAGACUUUGUACGAAGGUCCAUCAGACGAUCAAUUCUGUAACGCUAUCAGAAACUGUGACCCAACCGCUGACUUGAUGUUGUACGUCUCCAAGAUGGUUCCUACAUCUGAUAAGGGUAGAUUCUACGCUUUCGGAAGAGUCUUUGCCGGUACCGUUAAGUCCGGUCAAAAGGUUAGAAUCCAAGGUCCAAACUACCAAGUUGGUAAGAAGGAUGACUUGUUCUUGAAAUCUAUCCAAAGAACUGUUUUGAUGAUGGGUGGUAAAGUUGAACAAAUUGACGACUGUCCAGCUGGUAACAUUGUUGGUUUGGUUGGUAUUGAUCAAUUCUUGUUGAAAUCAGGUACCUUGACCACUAACGAAGCUGCUCACAACAUGAAGGUUAUGAAAUUCUCAGUCUCCCCAGUUGUGCAAGUUGCUGUUGAAGUUAAGAAUGCUAACGAUUUGCCAAAAUUGGUUGAAGGUUUGAAGAGAUUGUCCAAAUCCGACCCAUGUGUCUUGACCUCUAUGUCCGAGUCUGGUGAGCACAUUGUUGCUGCUACCGGUGAAUUGCACUUGGAAAUUUGUUUGCAAGAUUUGGAGAAUGACCACGCUGGUAUUCCAAUCAAGGUUUCUCCACCAGUUGUUGCUUACAGAGAAACUGUUGAGGGUGAAUCAUCAAUGGUUGCUUUGUCCAAGUCACCAAACAAGCAUAACAGAAUUUACGUUAAGGCUCAACCAAUUGACGAGGAAGUCUCCUUGGACAUUGAAAACGGUAUCAUCAACCCAAGAGAUGAUUUCAAGGCUAGAGCCAGAAUCUUGGCUGACAAGCACGGUUGGGAUGUCACUGACGCCAGAAAGAUUUGGUGUUUCGGUCCAGAUGGUAACGGUCCUAACUUGGUUGUUGACCAAACUAAGGCUGUUCAAUACUUGAACGAAAUCAAGGAUUCAGUUGUUGCUGCUUUCCAAUGGGCUACCAAGGAAGGUCCAAUCUUUGGUGAAAAUGUUAGAUCCGUUAGAAUCAACAUUUUGGAUGUUACUUUGCACGCUGAUGCUAUCCACAGAGGUGGUGGUCAAAUCAUCCCAACCAUGAGAAGAGCUACCUACGCUUCUAUGUUGUUGGCUGAGCCAGCUAUCCAAGAACCAAUCUUCUUGGUUGAAAUCCAAUGUCCAGAAAACGCCAUUGGUGGUAUCUACUCAGUCUUGAACAAGAAGAGAGGUCAAGUUAUCUCUGAAGAGCAAAGACCAGGUACUCCAUUGUUCACCGUUAAGGCUUACUUGCCAGUCAAUGAAUCAUUUGGUUUCACUGGUGAAUUGAGACAAGCUACUGGUGGUCAAGCUUUCCCACAAUUGAUCUUUGACCACUGGUCAGUCUUGAACGGUGACGUUAAGGACCCAUCAACCAAGCCAGGUUUGGUUGUUAAGGAGAAGAGAGAAAGACAAGGUUUGAAACCUGAAGUUCCAGGUUACGAAGAAUACUAUGACAAAUUGUAG
Molecule: messenger RNA, 2529 nt
Organism: Lodderomyces elongisporus
Lineage: Eukaryota; Fungi; Ascomycota; Pichiomycetes; Serinales; Debaryomycetaceae
Gene: EFT2
Product: elongation factor 2
Exons: 2
Coding region: 1-2529 (842 amino acids)
Biological process (GO): translational elongation
Cellular component (GO): cytosol; ribonucleoprotein complex
Molecular function (GO): translation elongation factor activity; GTP binding; GTPase activity
Source: RefSeq, a predicted model, not a curated record